GAAUAUGCAUCGGUUGGUUUGCCAUCAAACUGCUUGAGCACGAAAUAAUUAAAACUUUCUGUUGAAAUUGUUUCAAAUUUUGGUGAAAGAAAUACCUGAUCGCAGUUAAAUUUUGCCAGAUAGCUGGGUCAAAAUGUGAUCGUCUUAUAACAGUACACAUGUAGAAGUUAGUUGAUUUGAUGACACUGUAUGAAACAAGGUUGUAACAGCGUCCCCUUUCAGCCUGACAAUGUCAGCCCCACCCUCGGGAUUUGGUCGUGGUGGACGUGGAGCAGCCCUUCGGAGCAUUCUCGAGAACCCAGUUCGUGCCCCAGGGCAGGCCCGAAAUGGGCAGCCGCAACAGAAGCAGGUCUCAAGCCCAACAUCAAGCAACGGGAUGGCUGCAUCAGCCCAAAAUGGGCAACAGAAACAAGUGACGCCCCCAGCCCCCAGCAAUGGAACAACUGCCCCUCCGAGGCCAGCUGGCAGAGGAUUGGCCGGCUUGUAUCAACAGCUGCAAAUAAGCAGAGGAAACUCCCCGUCUGGAUCAGGGACAUCAACUCCAAAAUCGUCCACUCCAACUCCAGCAGGAUCAGCUUCUCCAGGUUCCGGAGCAGGAACACCACACUCUGGCACCGGAACCCCACCAAUGGGCCGUGGUCUGGCAGCUCUGGCAUCCCGCAGCCCUGCGGCCUUCGGUCGGGGGAUCGCUGGCCUUAAACCUAAGGCUUCACCCCUCACCCAGAGCCCGCCAGAGCAGGCGACCCCUAUUACGCCCAUUUCACCCACCUCCACAGCUGCUGCAACCGGUACAGCCACCCCUGAAACCAGGAAAGAAUACGCUGGUAUGCAGAGAAAAAUUCCACCUCCGGGUCGACUUGGAGAAAGGAUACAGGCGGCAACGAACUACAUUCCAAUCCAGUUUGAGACGGAUGCCAUCUACCAGUAUGCUGUAUUGUACUCGCCUCAUGUUGAGAGCAAGAGGAUGAGGAUGCGUCUUCUCUACACCCACCUUGAUGAGAUCAGUAAAGUCAGAGCCUUUGACGGAAUGGUGUUAUUUAUGCCUCUCCAUUUUCCAGACAAGGUGACUAAGUUCAAGUCUAUGGGGCUUAAAGAGGACACGGAAUACGAGAUCAAAGUGCAAUUUGUCAAAGCUCUGCACCCGAAGGAGUGCAUUCAACUCUACAAUAUCAUCUUUAGAAGGAUCAUGAAGCUUCUAAGCAUGAGCCAAGUUGGCCGUCACUACUACAGCCCUGGACUCUCCAAGUCCAUUCCACAACACAAACUGGAGAUUUGGCCGGGUUACGUCACUGCCAUCAAUGACUAUGAGAGAGGACUCAUGUUGCAUCUUGAUGUCUCUCACAAGGUGCUGUGUUAUGAGACAGUCCUCGAUACCAUGACUGAAAUAUACAAGAGGAACCCGAGGGGCUACCAGGAGGAAUGUGUCCGCCAGAUCGUUGGGACUAUAGUUCUGACUCGUUACAAUAAUCAGACGUACCACGUGGAUGACAUCGCUUGGGACAAAAACCCACAGAAUAAAUUUAUGUACCACAACAAAGAGGAGAUGACCUUUGUGGACUACUACAAGAAAGCCUACCAGAAGGAGAUCUCAGAUCUAGGGCAACCACUUCUGAUCAGCCGCCCCAAGAAACGAGAGCAGCAACAGAGAGGGUCAACGGUCGAAGUGCUUUGCCUGAUUCCAGAGUUGGCGUGUCGUACAGGGUUGACAGACGAGAUGCGGAGUGAUUUCAGAGUCAUGAAGGAUCUUGCGUCGCACACGCGUAUCACGCCAGCCCAGAGACAUCUCUCGCUGCGGAAGUUCGUUGAUAACAUCCACGCGAAUAAAGACGCUCUGGCUGAGUUGAAGAACUGGGGCAUGACGUUAGAUAGAGACAUCCUAGGGCUUGAGGCAAGACAACUCCCAAGAGAGAAGAUCACGAUGAGGCAGAACACCAUCUUAGCCAAUCGGGAAGCUGACUGGGGCAGGGAGAUGUGCCGGGAUAAGGUCAUCGUGCCAGUGGAUCUUAGAAACUGGCUGCUGGUAUUCUGCAAGCGGGACGCCAGCCGAGCUGGCGAUUUCCUGAACAUGAUGGAGCGAUGCUGCCCCCAGAUGGGGGUACGAAUCCAGGCGCCAACCCGUUUUGAGCUGCAGGACGACAAAACUCAGACCUAUCUCAGUAACAUCAGGAGUGCCAUCAACCCAGAGUUGCAACUCGUGGUUAUCAUUUUCCCAACGUCCAGAGAUGACCGCUACAACGCAGUCAAGAAACUAUGCUGCGUUGAGAAGGCUAUUCCGUCGCAGGUGAUUAUUUCAAGAACUAUAAGUCAGCAACAGAAGCUGCGAAGUGUUACUCAGAAGAUUGCGCUUCAGAUUAACUGCAAGCUGGGCGGUGAAUUGUGGUCCCUGGAAAUACCUGUGAAACAUCUGAUGGUAGUAGGUAUCGACGUCUACCAUGACGCAGCUCGCGGAGGGAAAUCCAUCGGCGCUUUCGUUGCAAGUACCAACGGCUUGCUGACGAGAUGGUAUUCCAGGGUGUGUUUUCAGACUCCGAACCAAGAACUCAUCGAUGGCCUGAAAAUCUGUCUGGUAGCCGCCAUCCGCAAGUAUCAUGAGGUGAACCACAACAUGCCAGAGAAGAUUGUGAUAUUCCGAGAUGGUGUCGGAGACGGGCAGCUCUCUACCGUGGCAUCGUACGAGCAGGAGCAGCUGUCGUCAUGCUUUGUGAUGUUCGGAGAGACUUAUGCCCCUUCACUGACCAUCGUCAUUGUACAGAAGAGAAUCAACACCAGGAUUUUCGCUCUUUCGAAUGGGAACAAUCUUGAGAAUCCUGCCCCGGGUUGCGUCGUGGAUCACACCAUCACCCGACCGAACUGGUACGACUUCUUCCUCGUUAGCCAGCAUGUUAGACAGGGUACUGUCACGCCAACUCACUAUGUGGUGGUGUAUGACACUAGCAAGUUCACCCCGGACCAUAUGCAAAGAUUGGCAUACAAGUUGACCCAUCUCUACUACAAUUGGCCGGGUACCGUCCGCGUCCCUGCCCCCUGCCAGUACGCCCACAAACUGGCCUACCAGGUCGGUGAGAACCUGAAGAAGGAACCAUCUCUGGAGUUAUCCGACAGGCUCUUCUUCCUGUAAAGUUCCCAAGGCCAGUUCAUUUAACCGUGGGCCAAUCAAAUCUUGACCGGACAAGCCAGCUGGUCUUUUCAAUUGACUAAUUACAGUAUCUUUUCGUUUCCGUUGAGAGACAAAGUAGCAUGACAAAUAAGAUUAAAGCCAUUGGACCCUUUCGGUAAACAGUAUUGUCCAAGGCCCACACUUCGUGUAUCACAACUUAUAUAUAAAAUAACA
Asterias rubens (European starfish) is the source of this 3331-nucleotide messenger RNA. Its product is annotated as piwi-like protein 1. The transcript is spliced from 19 exons. NCBI's taxonomy places the organism in Eukaryota, Metazoa, Echinodermata, Asteroidea, Forcipulatida, Asteriidae. Gene Ontology annotation, molecular function: protein binding; piRNA binding. The record is from RefSeq and is a predicted model, not a curated record. Gene Ontology annotation, cellular component: P granule. Gene Ontology annotation, biological process: regulatory ncRNA-mediated gene silencing. The coding region runs from base 230 to 3118 and encodes 962 amino acids.